AUGAUGGCGGAGAGGAGGAGUCGUGAAUCCAGAGGGAUGAUCGAGACGCGCGAAUCGAAAGGCGUCAACGUCCAACGUAGAAACGUGUCAGCGCUCACGGUCACGGCACAGAUACGUCGUAGGUCAAGAGAUCGCGGCGCGGUUUUGCAAAAAGGCAAAAAGUCGAAACGUACCUGUCAUACACGCCGUUCUCUCGCUCCUUCUCCCGCUCUACAUGUGGCUUCUCUUUCACGCUCUUUCUCGCUCUUUCUCUCUCUCUGUCCCCCUGUUUGGUCAGGGCCAUGCGUCAUCGGCGCAGAAUCGCUGCGCUUUGGAGGAACGUGGACGGUGGCGAAGAAAGAGCGUAGCAGGGCCAGCGUAGACAGCAGCGAACAGCACCGUGCGCUCAGAUAUUUGGCGGGCUCGAAAAUAGCAACAGCGUUGUCCUCUAUGGUGUUCGCUGCACUCCCUCCUUCUUCUUCUCCUCCUCCUUCUUCUCCUCUUCUUCUUCUUCUUCCUCUUCUUCCUCUUCUUCUUCUUCUUCUUCUUCUUGGUCCGCGCGCCACUGGCAGCCUCGAACCGCCCGGUAACUCGCUCGGUCGCUUCACCAGUUCGCACUUUUAUAUACCACGCACUCGUUCCCGCUUGUCACUUUGCUUUUCCGCGAUGCGUCGUCGUGUCUCGUCGUUGUUCCUUUCGUUGCGAUCGCUUUCCGCCUUUUUCUCUCACUCGAUCACCAGCUGCGUGUAUCUCCGGAUGCCACUCGCGACGCGAUUAUCACGUCGAUACCACGCUCGACGACCGUUUCCACCAUUAGAUAACUUCGAGUUACGAGUUCGCCCUCGAGCACGUAUCUUAUGCUCGAGCUUAUCGAAUCGAGACGGUCACCAACCAGCCUUCUUCCUCCACCUCGUAAAUCUUCCCCCGUAAAUCUCGCGGAAAUCUAUCCUCCUAUCCCCAGCUUUUCCUUCCUAGCUGGCCUCAAACACUCGUCGUCCACCGUUCCAUUUCUCUUCCCUUCGGCAUUCCUUCGCCCUAACCUAACCACCCGCUAGCUUCGAUUCCCCGUAAGCACCGACAUGUCUCUCCAAAUAUACAUAUACAUAUAUAUAUAUAUACCGUGUAGAAACGUGUAGAAACGACACGAUCGAUUUCCACCCGUCGACGACGAUACCACCUAUCCGAGAUAUUUGGCAGUGAUCGAUUCGAGUGAUAAUAAUAAUGAUAAUAAUAAUAAUAAUAACAACAAUAAUAAUAAUA
Molecule: messenger RNA, 1239 nt
Organism: Apis florea (little honeybee)
Lineage: Eukaryota; Metazoa; Arthropoda; Insecta; Hymenoptera; Apidae
Source: RefSeq, a predicted model, not a curated record